AUGUGGCAAGUUUACAGCGACGCACUCGAGAGAACUCCACCACCUGUCCGUAGUGGUCAAUAUUUAAGAAACUUAAGUACUAGUUUCGGUCUAGGUCCCAAGGAACUGCCGUCGGAGCUCAGACGGAAGGCUGAGGCUGAGGCCAUAAUGGUACAUGGGUCCACUUGCCUUUGUGACGUUGAGAUAACAGGCAGGCCAAGCAGGAUUCAAUUCAAUGUUGCUGCGUUGUCAGACGAUGAGAAGAAGAAGCUUUUACCUUCAGAGCUGAGGGAAUACGAGGAGUGGAAGAAAUGCAAGUGUGAUGCUGAACUCAAAGCCGAUGCUGAUGAAGCGCAUGUAGAUGAUGCGAUGACGGAUUACACGGAAGCGACGGAUUAUACCGCUUUCACUUACACUGAUGAAGUGGGAGAAAAUGAUGAGGAAGAAGAAGAGAAUUAAAAAAAAAAAUAGAAAAAAAAAGAGGAAGAAAAAGAAUCUGAUACGUAGGCUAACAUCGAUACUAAUAAUAAACGAGUUACUUUGAAGUUGAGACAAUCCCGCCGCAACCUCCCAAAACCGCUGCACAUCUUGUGCACCAGGAUCCAUGAUAUUACCGGAACGCUGAAGUCCGGCGCGGUCCAGGGACAUGAACAACUCAAACGC
Messenger RNA from Spodoptera litura, 642 nucleotides. Lineage: Eukaryota; Metazoa; Arthropoda; Insecta; Lepidoptera; Noctuidae. The record is from RefSeq and is a predicted model, not a curated record.